Messenger RNA from Closterium sp. Yama58-4, 229 nucleotides. The record is from the annotation of a GenBank genome assembly. NCBI's taxonomy places the organism in Eukaryota, Viridiplantae, Streptophyta, Zygnematophyceae, Desmidiales, Closteriaceae.
CUGACACUCAGGCCAAGACAGUGACGGUGGGCAGGGGGUGGUUCAGCCCGUGGUCGUAUGGCGUUGAGUCCUGGAAGCCUCCCCGUGUGAAGCCAGGAGACGUGCUCGUGUUCCGCUGGCGCAUGGCAAGGCAUGACGUGUGGCAGCUCAGGGACUUGGCGGCCUACACCAAUUGCACCUUCGCCACGGGAAAGAGGCUCAAGCACGUGCACAUCUCCGAGCGCUACAA